Eucalyptus grandis is the source of this 938-nucleotide messenger RNA. RefSeq names its product protein yippee-like At5g53940. The record is from RefSeq and is a predicted model, not a curated record. Gene Ontology annotation, cellular component: ubiquitin ligase complex. The transcript has 5 exons. NCBI's taxonomy places the organism in Eukaryota, Viridiplantae, Streptophyta, Magnoliopsida, Myrtales, Myrtaceae. The coding region runs from base 177 to 560 and encodes 127 amino acids.
GGAACCGGCGCUCCACACGAUCACCGUUUCUUCCCCCAAGAAUGUAGACGUCAGACGGGAUUUGACCCGGCGGUGGAAUUAGGCCUGCCAUCGAGGGAUUCUAGUCCAAGCACGUAAGGCCAGAAGAAGAAGAAGUAGUAGAAGGAGCGGCGGCAGCGGGCAGGGACAGAGCGAAAAUGGGGAGAGUAUUCCUAGUUGAAUUGGGAGGCAGAGCCUACAGAUGCAGGUUCUGCAACAGCCCUCUUGCUCUUGCUGACGAUGUGCUCUCCAAGUCCUUCAAUUGCCGCCAGGGAAGGGCAUUCCUUUUCACCAAAGUGGUGAAUGUAACAGUUGGAGGUGAAGAGGAAAGAUUGAUGCUUACUGGUAUGCACACUGUUGAAGAUGUUUUCUGUUGCUGCUGUGGGCAAAUCCUUGGUUGGAAGUAUGUUGCUGCACAUGAUAAGAGCCAAAAGUACAAGGAAGGGAAAUUCGUUCUGGAGAGAUGGAGGAUCAUGGAGGAGGUAACGGAGGAUUUCAAUUUGGAAGCUCACCCCGGUUCGAGCGAUGUAGAGAACCCAUAGCAUGUCGUCGCGUUUCUCAUUCAGUAAGUAGUUGAAUGCUGCCCAGAACAUUGCUCGAGGGCAACUUGAGGCCUCUAGUAUUCUGGUUUAGAGACAGGAUAUUUCCCGAGAAUGCAGAUACAUAGUCGCCAUAGUGCUAGCGCCUUUUGCGAGUAAAUAAGGUGUGCUUAUGGCGCGGAUCAAAUUAGAAUUGGCGAUAUGAAUGGGGUAAAAUACGUUUCUAGGAGAUUUCUGAAACAGCCGGCAUUGUCCAAUUGAUGCCGAUUUACUUCGCGUUCAUGAACAGAAUAGUUCAGUACAACUUUAGUCAUGUCUUAUAAGUUGUGCCAUUAUGUGUAUCGUGAGAGAUUUUGUGAAAUCAGGUAUGAUUCAUGCAUA